Molecule: messenger RNA, 1867 nt
Organism: Raphanus sativus (radish)
Lineage: Eukaryota; Viridiplantae; Streptophyta; Magnoliopsida; Brassicales; Brassicaceae
Exons: 4
Coding region: 112-1761 (549 amino acids)
Molecular function (GO): polysaccharide binding
Source: RefSeq, a predicted model, not a curated record
AAAGAAAAAUAAAAAAAGAACUUUCUAAUUUUGAAAAUCCACUCCCUCUAAUUCAAAUCCGAGCUUGAAAGCUACAAUUAGAGUAACUGAUGAGCAUUUGAUAGUGUCCUCAUGCGCCGUAACGCUCCGAGAAUCGAGAUGCCGGUGGAAUCGGAAGAGAAAGAGUUCACGAGCUGCUUCGCUCUGUUCUCUCCCUCACGACCCCCUCUGAAUUCGAUACCAGAUCCAAGCCAAUUGCAGAAGAAGGCGACUCAUCUCUCCGGUUUCGAAUUGGCUCAGAAAUUCCAAGGCAGAGGAGGUGGUGCGCACCCUAGGAUUGUAAAUCGUAAUGCCAGAUCUAGGUCGGAGCCGAACUCUAGUUUGGUCAGAGAACUAGAUGAGAUACAAGCUGGACUUGGAAGAUACUUGAAACAGACAGAAACAAUGUCUACUAUUGGUGAAAACAAAGAGGAAGUGUGCUUUUCAGAGAGUAAAAACUGCAGUGGUAUCAAUGAUGAUACAGACAAUCCUGAUGGCAAUAGGAUUCGGAUAAUAAAUGAAUCACAGGAUGUGCUAGAGGAGAACGAUGGAUCCAUGAACAACAAAAGUAGUAUGGAAAGAGAAGCUGUUCCUAGGAUAGAAGGUCAUCAUGACUUUGAGUUAAGCGGCAUGGUCAAUAACACAGACGCUGUAAUGGAGGCUGAUGAGGGGGCAGACAGGUCACUCCUGCAAUUCAAGUUGAGGAAAGUAAUUAAAGACCUCGAGGAGGCUAAAACUCUCAAUAGUCAAUAUGAAAAAGAGCAGAAGUUACCCUUAUCUCAGCAACAGGUUGAAAGUAUUGUAUGUUCAUUUCCACAAGUGAAAAGGAAGAAGCCGGCAACAAAAAUGACUUCAAGGCUCCUCCCCUUCUUCUUUUCCGUCUUACUCUACACAGUAACAACUCUAGUAUCAACAGCUUCAGGAGCAACAUCUUGCCGAACAUCUUGCGGCAGCAUCCAAAUAAACUACCCGUUCGGCAUCGACAAAGGCUGUGGCUCUCCACAGUUCAAUGGAAUGCUCAACUGCUCCUCCUCCACCGAUCUCUUUUUCUUCACUCCUUCCGGAGGCUACAAGGUCCGCUCAAUCAAUUACGACAAGAACACUAUGCUUGUCUUCGAUCCCCUCAUGUCUACUUGCUCCAUCCUCCAGCCUCACCACGAUUUCAAACUCUCAGACAUCCAGAACGCUCUUAUCAGACCCUCCUACGACACCCUUUUCGCUCUCUUCAACUGCUCCAGUGUCUCUCCAGUGCAGAAUCGGUACAAGAGUCUCUGCUUCAACGCCGCUGGCCACUCCUGCGACGAGCUUUAUAGCUCGUGUACUUCCUUUCGCAUCUUCAACACUACUUCUCCCUAUGGUAACAGUACGGUGCAUACGACGCCGUACUGUUGUUUCACUAGCUACGAUACGGUGCGGGUGAUGAGUAUGAACAUUUUGGACUGUUCACAUUACACGACCGUGAUUGACGAUGGGAAAAUGAAAGGUGUGGUGCCUAUAGACUGGUCGUAUGGAAUCGAGCUUUCCUACUCGGCGCCGGAGAUUGGUUGCAGCCCUUGCCAGAAGUCAGGCGGCACGUGUGGUUACGACGACGAGACGGAGAUCUUUCUUUGCCAAUGUUCAAACAACAUUUCGCCAAGAGAUUGUGGUGGUGUGAGUGAUCAAGGAGGCUGCAACUCUACAAAAGCUAAUUAUCCCAUGCUUUUCUUGGUGAUGCUCGUAUCAUUUAUUUGUGCGAUCUUAUGAUCUAUCCCUCUAUUCCUGUGUCAGUUUCUAAGAAUUUAAAAUAUUAUGUCUAUGGAUUAUGAUCAAAAUUCAUCUGUGGUUUCACAUUUUAUAAACUUGUCGCGUU